Messenger RNA from Neltuma alba, 423 nucleotides. RefSeq lists its product as uncharacterized. The record is from RefSeq and is a predicted model, not a curated record. The transcript has a single exon. Bases 1 to 423 code for a protein of 140 amino acids. NCBI's taxonomy places the organism in Eukaryota, Viridiplantae, Streptophyta, Magnoliopsida, Fabales, Fabaceae.
AUGUAUGACUUGUGGUGUGAUAAAAUCAGCGGCUCCAGCAAUGGCUUUCUCUGUGUUGAAAUAGACAAGUAUGCUAUGUCUCCUUCUUCCCUUUUAUUGUGUAAUCCAGCAACUAGAGAGGUUAGAAAUGUUCCUAGAAGCAGAACUAUGGAUGGUUUUAAGGGUAUUUGCUCUUUAGGAUUUGGUUUUAGUCCAGUUAUCAAGGAAUAUAAGAUAGUCAGAACUUAUGCUGCGCAGUUUAAUACAGAGGUGAAUCGAGUGGAAGUGUACUCAUUAAGCACAGGGUCAUGGAAAGAAAUAGAACCGGUCAACUUGAAGCGAAUAGCUGGAAUUUUUUAUGGGGAAACUGUAAAACUUUUAAUGGAGCUGUGUAUUGGACUGGAUCAAAGCUACCUGUGGGGGAAGACAAAAUUUUUGUGGUAG